AGUGGGCGCCGUCAUGAACCCGGAGAGCUUCGCGGCGGGCGAGCGGCGGGUGUCUCCGGCUUACGUGAGGCAGGGCUGCGAGGCUCGGCGCGCCCACGAGCACCUCAUCCGGCUGCUUCUAGAGCAGGGCAAGUGUCCAGAGGAUGGCUGGGAUGAAAGUACCCUCGAACUCUUUCUGCAUGAGCUUGCAGUCAUGGAUAGCAACAAUUUCUUGGGUAAUUGUGGUGUGGGAGAAAGGGAAGGGAGAGUGGCCUCUGCUUUGGUUGCUCGACGACAUUACAGGUUCAUCCACGGAAUUGGACGAUCCGGUGAUAUUUCUGCUGUGCAACCAAAAGCUGCAGGCUCUAGCCUCUUGAACAAAAUUACUAAUUCUUUGGUGCUUAAUGUCAUAAAGCUUGCUGGUGUUCAUUCAGUGGCCAGUUGCUUUGUAGUUCCUAUGGCAACUGGGAUGAGUCUAACCUUGUGUUUCCUGACACUACGACACAAAAGACCAAAGGCCAAGUAUAUCAUAUGGCCACGGAUAGACCAGAAGUCCUGCUUUAAGUCCAUGGUCACUGCAGGUUUUGAACCCGUGGUAAUAGAAAACGUAUUGGAAGGUGAUGAGCUGCGCACAGACCUGAAAGCCGUGGAGGCUAAAAUCCAGGAGCUCGGGCCGGAGCACAUCCUGUGCCUUCAUUCUACCACAGCCUGCUUUGCUCCAAGGGUGCCCGAUAGAUUAGAAGAACUGGCUGUGAUUUGUGCUAAUUAUGACAUUCCACAUGUAGUCAACAACGCUUAUGGAUUACAGUCUUCAAAGUGCAUGCAUCUCAUUCAGCAGGGGGCUCGGGUUGGUAGAAUUGAUGCUUUCGUUCAGAGCUUGGACAAAAAUUUUAUGGUUCCAGUAGGUGGUGCUAUAAUUGCUGGCUUUAAUGAGCCCUUCAUUCAGGACAUCAGCAAGAUGUAUCCAGGAAGAGCCUCAGCCUCGCCGUCCUUAGACGUCCUCAUCACCUUGCUGUCACUGGGCUGCAGUGGCUACAGGAAGCUGUUGAAGGAGAGAAAGGAAAUGUUUGUCUAUUUAUCCACCCAACUAAAGAAGUUGGCAGAGGCCCACAAUGAAAGACUACUACAGACACCUCACAACCCUAUAUCCUUAGCUAUGACACUUAAGACGAUAGAUGGACACCAUGACAAAGCUGUCACUCAGCUUGGCUCAAUGCUUUUUACCAGACAAGUGUCUGGAGCCAGGGCUGUGCCUCUUGGGAACGUGCAAACUGUGAGUGGCCAUACUUUUCGAGGCUUCAUGUCCCAUGCAGAUAAUUACCCCUGUGCUUACCUCAAUGCGGCAGCAGCCAUCGGGAUGAAGAUGCAGGAUGUGGACCUGUUCAUAAAGAGACUUGACAAGUGCUUAAACAUAGUAAGGAAAGAACAGACUAGAGCAAGUGUUGUGUCUGGAGCUGACCGCAACAAAGCUGAAGAUGCGGACAUUGAGGAAAUGGCUUUGAAACUGGAUGACGUGCUUGGGGAUGUGGGCCAGGGCCCUGCUCUAUGACACAGGGCUCUUUUUGACAGUUCAUACAAUGUAUGUAAAGUUUUUGAAUCAAGAAUUUUAUAGAGAGUAUUCUGCCAAGGAAGAGACUGGUCUGAGGGUGAUUGCUUUUUAUCCUUAGAUUGCCUCAGAUGAUGCUUACUAAUAGAAAAUGUAAAGCUGCAGGUGAUUCUCACUCAGAUACAGAGAGCUUCUGAGCCAUUCGUCAGCAUUCAGAGGUUGUUUGUUGGUUUGUUUCCAAUCACACAGAAUUGAGAAAGAUCUGUUUCUAAUGCUGCUUAACACCAGAUGUUUAUGUAGCAGUCUCUGUGCCUAUUGAAAGGAUGUUUCCCAAGGAAACAGGGCCAUGUCAUAGGCUUAAGAGCUGGCUUCGUUAUAUAUAAACAGCAUGGAAAGACUCACAGUGGGUGCUAGUGGCGUUACCUGGUAGAACCCAGCAGUUCUGCUCAGCACCUCACCUACUGCCCAACACAUAGUCCUCAGAAGAAUUCUCCAGUCCAGGACAUCAGUAGUGAUGUGUUUUAGGGAAGCGAGCUCCCCAGUGAAAGAGGAGUUACCACAUGUGCUGCCUGAUGGAUGACACUGCUGUUUGUGGUGGGCUGCAUGGAAAUCAGGGGUCCCAUGAGAGCAGUGCCUAUCGAUGUGGUGGAUGUCACAGUUUGUUCAGGUGUGUGCCAUGCUGUUCAUAUACCUAUAAAAUCAGCUAAUUACAUGUUUUAGACCAUAUCUCAGUGAUAUGUGCCUGCAAAAAUUUUAAAAAGUUAGGUCUGUGAAUGUUACUAGGGCUACUUGGUCGAGACUGUUAGUGACAAUAAGAGUCACUAGUUGCAAACAAGUUUCUACAAGUUGUUUUCUAUAAUACCUGCUCAUUUUUCCAUUUGGGCAACUGCAAACUUUAUUCCACAUACUGUCUGGGCUUUAAGCAGCCUUUGUGACUACAUAUAUAUGAAUGACUGAAAUUCUAGGCCCCAUACCUCUGUGUUUUUUGUUAGUUAUACACAACAAAACAAACAAAAAAACAAACAAACAGAAGAACAAAACAAAAAAACAACUAGACUGGGGGCUUAGUGAAGCCUCUUGGGAACAGCCAUGCCAAAGCUAUGUUUCUUAGGCCUGCUCUGUGGAGCGUCACUCUACCCAAAACAUAGCCAUGGGGAAAGGGCCCAUGGAGGAAUCAUUCGGGGAAAUGCCUUUGUAAAUUUGCUCAUGGUGUAUUAAAUGCUACAAGAGGAUUUCUUUAGUAAAAUUGGCCUGCUUUUCCAAAGAGGAGCCGGUUCUCUGAAAUGAAACACUCUUUGUACAUACUCUCCCAACACAAUGGGUCAAAUGUGUUAACUUCUGGAUUCUACUCUUGUAUUGGUAUGACACUGAGCUGUAUAUGAAAAGGGAGUCUUCCUUGCCUACGAUCUUAGAAGGUUUGUACACAUGAGCUUAGCCAGAAGCUGUUUUGAGUGCGUAAGUUGGGCCAUGUGAGCCACUGAUGCACCUGCAAGUCGAGGCUGGAUAAAGAACUCACUGGUAAAUGUAUUCUACCUUUGGGGACCAGACACUAAAAUGGCUCUUAGGUAGCUGUAGUAACUCGUUACAUGGGAGUAAACCUGGAUUGAAAGGCUCUGUGCUGUUUUCUGUGUGGAUUGGGGACUGCACCAUAAAUGAGAUGUAGCCACAAAGGCCCCGUCUCUGUGGGGCCUGUGAGGGUCAGAUGCUGCUGCCGAUGGAAUUGCUGGCAGUGCAGCUUCCUACGCAUCAGGCCAAAAUGAUUUUCUAGAACAAGUGAUCUAUAUUGUGUGAUCAUCAUUUUGCUUAAGAAAGGCCAGAGUCCAGAGACUGGAGAUGCUUCCUCAUCUGCCGAGUAUCAGCAGUUCUUGGCUUCAGCUGCUGAAUAGAUAAUAAUUCUAAUUGAAGAUAAAUUACAUGAACCCACAUGUGAAUGAUAGAUAUGGUACAACAUUUUAUUGCUGGUGCAUAAAAUCCGCUGCAGUUUUGGUUAUUAACCCUUUCCUUUUUAAGCACUUUUAAAUUCCAGCUCUGUUCUUCCUAGCUCCGGCUUGAGCCUAAGGUCAGGUUUUUCUCCCCCAACCCUGUAUGACUUACCUAAGUCUCUCUCCUGUUCACAUCUGCAUGUUAGAAGGACUGUUCCUAUCUCUGCGGGAAGCACGGACAGUCCUUGGGAUGCUUCCUGAUGUUCCCGUGUUGCCCUCAGGCUGUGGCAGUGGAGGGUACCGGGCAGGCAUUGCCUAAGGCCCUACUACUGUCUCUGUGGCCCAACUCCUCUUACAGUAGGGCCAUGAAGUAGACUGUUGGAGAUUGGCUUUUAAAGUCACUGGGCUGGAGUAGUCUGCCUAGAGAAGAGGUUUGGUCACUAACACAUCUUACUCACAUUGCAGGGAGAGGUGUUUUCAGUUGAGUCUUAGUUUGCCCUAGGUCCCUGCCGAUGUGUUCUCACUGUCAGGGAAAGAUAUGACAGGGCCUUGUAAGCCAGUGCUAACUCGGAAUCUUCCUACUGGCUCCUGGUAAUAGUUGGUCUCAGUUAUACAAGAUGAGUUAUGUAAUACAGUUCUCUUCCACCAAUAGGCUUUGAUGUGCAAUUGGUAAAUUUAAAUAUCAUUUAAAUAAAUAUUUUUCUAAUAACUUGGCCCAGCACUUAAUUAUUCACUGAUUCUAUUUCUUUACCCACAAGACAAGAAGAACUGUCACUGAGGCCGUAGAGACAGACAAUGUCUAUGCUCUGGCUUCCAUAGUAAAACUUUGACAAAUUCUCAUGUUUUAAACAGGUGGUGAUACUGAGUAAGUGCCCUCAUCCUGACAAGCUCAGCUUUGAGUCUUUUCACUAAAGUAGGCAAUCAACAAUCGAAAAUAACAGUAAUGAAAACCAGUGCUGAGACUCAUUCAUAUUGUUCUCAGAGAAAAAUUUGAAAUACACACACAUUUGGUGCAGAUAAAAAUUGGAUUUACGUUGCCUCCCAAUCUAGGGCGCACUAGUUUUUGCCAAGCUGGAAAAUGGUUUUGUUUUACGUUGAUGAGAUCGACUUUAUAUAUUGAGUUGGAAGAAACCCAGUUUUACAUGCGCAGAAGUUGGUUAAUUUCAGAUAUUUUUAUAAUCUUUGAAUAAUUUGGUAACCAAUUGGCCAUGCAAGUAGCAGAAGUGCAUGUAUGUAUGCAUGGGCAUGCGUGUCUGCGUCGAGGACUCGUCGGACAGGUGCUAGGUGCCUCCUUGUCUGUUUUUGUUGGUUCUGCUCUUUGGCCAACCUUAGUCUGCAGGUCUGAUUUGAUGCCUUCUUUAUGCCUUACAUUUUACUUUUAUUUUGGCUUCAUGGUCUGUGUGACAUAAAAUGAUGAUUUUACAGCUAAUGAAUAUUACUUUGUAACUAACCAGCUAAUAUUCUGCAGUUCAAGCUAAGGCCACAGACAAAGUCAGAUUCUGUUUAUACCAUAGUUUUGUUUUGUUUUGUUUUAAAUCAAAUAUGCCAACAGGAGCCUUUGGGGAAGAGGUGAAGGAAGGCUAAGUCUAACCGUGUAAGUGGGUGUGGGGGUUAAGCUAUGAGACUGUGAUGUGGACAUCAAUCUCCUGACCUGUAUAUUACCAAAGGGAGAAACAAUUCCAGAAAUAUUUUUGGUAUAGACUGUUUAAAAUAAAAACAAAUUGUAUAAUUUAUUACAUGAAAUAAAUUUUUAAUAAAUCAUUGACUACAGAUGAAAUCUGGAAGUGCAAAUAAUC
Mus musculus (house mouse) is the source of this 5243-nucleotide messenger RNA. RefSeq names its product Sep (O-phosphoserine) tRNA:Sec (selenocysteine) tRNA synthase (gene Sepsecs). Gene Ontology annotation, cellular component: cytosol; cytoplasm; transferase complex. Gene Ontology annotation, biological process: selenocysteine incorporation; conversion of seryl-tRNAsec to selenocys-tRNAsec. The coding region runs from base 14 to 1528 and encodes 504 amino acids. The transcript is spliced from 11 exons. The record is from RefSeq and is marked validated. Lineage: Eukaryota; Metazoa; Chordata; Mammalia; Rodentia; Muridae. Gene Ontology annotation, molecular function: O-phosphoseryl-tRNA(Sec) selenium transferase activity; transferase activity.